Molecule: messenger RNA, 1351 nt
Organism: Oryza sativa Japonica Group (Japanese rice)
Lineage: Eukaryota; Viridiplantae; Streptophyta; Magnoliopsida; Poales; Poaceae
Product: transcription factor MYB17
Source: RefSeq, a predicted model, not a curated record
CGACCACUUGCUAUUAUUGCCUCCUUUCCGGCGUAGUACUGCACUGCCGCUCGCUGCCUUCCCCCGCUCAUUGUUUGCAGCAGGUGCGUGAUAAUUCGGAGGGGAACGAGUGACGUCGACGAGAGGCAGGCCGGCGUCCAUGGGGAGGACUCCCUGCUGCGACAGCAAGGUGCUCAAGAAAGGGCCGUGGACGCCCGACGAGGACAAGCUCCUCGUCGACUACGUCCAGGCCAACGGCUCCGGCAACUGGCGCCUGCUCCCCAAGCUCGCCGGGCUGAACCGGUGCGGCAAGAGCUGCCGGCUGCGGUGGACGAACUACCUGCGGCCGGACAUCAAGCGCGGGCCUUUCACCCCGGAGGAGCACAAGUCCAUCCUCCAGCUCCACGCCAUCGUCGGCAACAAGUGGUCCAUGAUCGCCGCGCAGCUGCCUGGUCGGACGGACAACGAGAUCAAGAAUUACUGGAACACCAACGUCAAGAAGCAGCUCCGCCAGGGCCAGGCGGCCGCCGUCGGCGAGCAGGCCGCGCUGGCGAGCCUCGGCGGCGGCGCGGCCAGCUGCCCCGCGGCGCGCCACAUGGCGCAGUGGGAGACCGCGCGCCUCGAGGCAGAGGCGCGCCUCUCCCUCCUCUCCGGCACCACCUCGGUCGCGACCGCCAGCGUCGCUGCCUCCUCGUCCUCGUCGUCCACAGCCGCGGCCGGCGGCGCCGAGGCGCCGCCGGACAUCUACCUGCGCCUCUGGAACUCCGAGGUCGGUGACUCGUUCCGCAAGUCCGCGCGCUCGGCGGCGCGCGAGGAUCAAGAGCCGGCGAACGCAUCAGACGAAGCGGCGCCGGUCUCGGCGACAUUCGCACGACCCGGCGACGACUCCUCGGCGGCGUCCAACGUGACCGCGGCCGCGGCGGCGGACGAGUACCAGGUGUUCCUGGACCUGGCGGCCGAGGACUUCGAGCUGUUCCACGGCCGCCACGGCGGGUUCCCGCUGUUCCCGGCGGUGGACAUGCUCGGCGAGACAUCCCUCUACACCGCGUUCGACUAAAAGCUCAUGAUCAGUUUCAGUGGCUGACGUACGUAUACGCGCGUGCCACGCUGAUGCACGCGUACGUGUACGUACAUACGUACACAAGACACACAUGCGAUUUUGCUUGCGUGUCUUGUGUCACCCGUGGCGUAUGUACGUACGUGUACCGUCGUGAUGCGUGGAUGACCGUGGCUAGGGCAGCUGGAGUUUUUUUUGCGACUGCUCUAGCUAGAGCGAGUAUACCAGUGGCGUUGAUGGUGAUGAUGUAGACUUGUCAAACUUUUUUUUUUCAGUUUGUGCAAACAGAUCAGCGUUUCUGUGUUUUGUUGAUUA